This is a messenger RNA of Hevea brasiliensis (rubber tree), 2004 nucleotides long. RefSeq lists its product as uncharacterized. Lineage: Eukaryota; Viridiplantae; Streptophyta; Magnoliopsida; Malpighiales; Euphorbiaceae. The transcript is spliced from 5 exons. The coding region runs from base 606 to 1889 and encodes 427 amino acids. The record is from RefSeq and is a predicted model, not a curated record.
UUAUUAUUUACAUUUAAUCCAAAUUUCAAAACGUUUAUCAUGCCGAUCCCUUUCAAGCUCCUCCCUUUUGCUUCCCUUUCUCUUUCUUUUGUCUCAUCUUCUUCACAAAAGUGAAAAGGAAUUAGGAAUAUAUUUACUUACUUAUCAUUGUUCUGUACAUCACUGUGCAUUGCAUCCUCAGACCUCAAAACCUAGGAUAAAUGCACUGGAGAAGGGCAGACUUCAGGUGUAUGCUAGCAGGAGCUUGGUUUCAGAAAGCAUCUUACUUGGUUGGUGACCAUCUAAGCAUAUUGAUAUUUGAAGAAAUAGAACUUGUAUAGAUGUAUUAAAUAAUUGCUGGAUGGAAGUUUGAUAGUCUCCUAUGUCAGAUUCAAAACACUGUGUAGCUAUUUUCCUUCAAUGCUUUCUUGCUUCAUUUUGUGUGGUGAUGCUCAGGAGACAACCUUUCUGUUGCCAGAAAAAAAAUAGCUAACACGGGUGCUCUUUGUUGUGUGGCCGCUGGGCCACAUGGAGCAAAGUCACCUACAGGUGGUAGGGACUCUUUGAACAAUCAUGAUGAACCUCAUUGGCGGACAAACUCUAGCUUCUCACCUCCUCCAUUGAGGAUGUGGGAUUGCAGAUUACACUCAGAUGUUUUACACCAUGGAUCUCAUGUAGUUCAUGGUUCCUCACUAUCCUCAAACAGCAGAGGAAGCAAAAGUUGGGUUUGCAGUGAGCGGUUAACCAAUCAUCAUCAUUCUGUUUCUGAUGGGGUGCUCUCUUAUUCUGAUAGCCUGCCUGAUAAUGUUCAGGAACCCCGGUGGACAUCACCAGUUCAAAAGUUUAAUUUAGGCGAGGUUGCUGCCUCAACUGCAGGAGGAUCAAGAUCCCAGACCCUUAGUUUUCCUUCUGCUGAGAGGCGAUUGGCUGUUAGAGCUACUGCAGUAUCACCUAGUUUUGGGUCCCCAUCCUCACUUUCUGAGUCCAGCCACUGGGCAUCAACUAGCAAACGGCCCUUUGCUUUCUACAAUAGCAACUUUCCAAGCCGACGCCCUUACAUGUCAAAAGCUGUUUACCCUUUAGUAUUCCGCAACCCUGUGUCAGAUUGUGAAACCUUUAAUGAUGCUGAUAUCAGCAAUAUUGGUAGGUUGACACCAGGUGAGAAUCUGACAUCACCAUCUUGCUGGCCUGAUAACAGUCCAGGUGUUGAGUAUAAGUUCCACAAAACCAUCACUGAACUUCAAAAGUUGGAGACAUCACCAGACCACAGUGCAAGCUCCAGAAGAGAGGGAUUUCGGUGGAGCAGUGCCAGUAGUUAUGAUUUAGGGCUUGAUGGUGACAGGUUUGACAUGGCAGAGCAUAUGGAUAUGGAGAGUCUGAGGUCACCUAACAGUGCUGUGCCAGACCAGAAGUGUGGAGUUUGUGGAAAGCUUUUGUGGCAGAAGUCUCCGUGCAGUUCACAUCGAAUCAUGAGAGGUGGCGACAUGCCUAUUGCUGGGGUGCUACCCUGCAGUCAUGUGUUCCAUGCUGAAUGCUUAGAACAAGUGACUCCAAAGACCCAGAUACAUGACCCCCCUUGCCCCUUGUGCUUGAAAACCAUAGGAGCAGUUGAAGAAUCCCCGUCAGUCUCAGAGCCCUUGCAGGUGGCCCUAAGAUCCAUACGGAGAAACAGCGGGAUGGUGAUAUCUGAAGCCCAUGGGAGUCACAUUAAUAGUGAAAACUGUACUCCCCUCAAGGGCAGGUUGAGGAAAAACUGGCUUCGAACAGUACCACGGCAGAAUGAUAAUGGUUCUUCAUUAACAACCCGCCUUAAAAGGCGUUUCACAUUGAGGGGGAAGGUUGGUAAAGAUAUUUUCAGUAAUAAGUUAUUUCACAAAAUGGGUUCAUCUUCUAGUGGGGAACCAAUUUGACGCCAAAUGUUUAUGCAGUAGUCUCAUGUAUGUAUCCUUGUGCAAGAAGAUUUGAAUAUUGAAUCCUUGGUGAACCCUUUCUCUUCAAGAUAUUUUCUCAGCUUAUUUGGGUUCA